AUGGCCAGCAAGGGCUUGCAGGACCUGAAGAAGCAAGUGGAGGGGGCGGCCCAGGAAGCCGUGACUUCGGCUGGAACAGCGGCUCAGCAAGUGGUGGAUCAGGCCACAGAAGCAGGGCAGAAAGCCAUGGACCAGGUUGCCAAGACUACCCAGGAAACCAUCGACAAGACUGCUAACCAGGCCUCUGAGACUUUCUCGGGUUUUGGGAAAAAAUUUGGCCUCCUGAAAUGA
This is a messenger RNA of Rangifer tarandus platyrhynchus (Svalbard reindeer), 231 nucleotides long. Lineage: Eukaryota; Metazoa; Chordata; Mammalia; Artiodactyla; Cervidae. The record is from the annotation of a GenBank genome assembly.